Canariomyces notabilis is the source of this 3543-nucleotide messenger RNA. RefSeq names its product DNA repair protein. The record is from RefSeq and is a predicted model, not a curated record. Gene Ontology annotation, biological process: error-prone translesion synthesis; error-free translesion synthesis. The transcript is spliced from 2 exons. Bases 1 to 3543 code for a protein of 1180 amino acids. NCBI's taxonomy places the organism in Eukaryota, Fungi, Ascomycota, Sordariomycetes, Sordariales, Chaetomiaceae. Gene Ontology annotation, molecular function: damaged DNA binding; deoxycytidyl transferase activity; DNA-directed DNA polymerase activity. Gene Ontology annotation, cellular component: nucleus.
AUGGGGAGCCGUCUAGAAAAGAACUCGGCAGCACAGCGGAAACGCAUUGCGAGCCAUGAGUUUACCGACGAAGGCGGCGACGAGUAUGAAGCGAGCGAGUUUGGCGGAUUCGACGACUACUUCCGGAGGAAGAAGCUCAAACUCCAAAACCUCGAUGUCGAGUUACGCGCCGCAGCUCCCGAGAAGCCCCAGAUCUUCAAGGACGUUGUGGCACAUGUCACAGGCUAUACCCAGCCGCCCCUGCAUGUCCUGCACAAGGAACUCGUCCAGCAUGGCGCUGGUUUCCUGCAGUACCUGGAUGGCAAAACCAUGGCAACCCAUAUUAUUGCCUCGGCCAUGCCACCCAAGAAGACGGUCGACUUCUCAAAAUACCGUGUCGUCAAGCCAGCCUGGGUCAUGGACUCAAUAAAUGCGGGGAGACUCCUGCCCUGGACUGACUAUCGCGUUAUCGAUGAAGGGCCUAGGCAAAAAACCAUCAAGUUUGACGGGGCCAAAAUAUACAGCCAGGCCACACAGAAGUCUCCCCUUGGGUACCGCGAACAGACCCAGAACAGCUUUUACACGAGCCAGUUCCAAAGGCCCACUGAUCGUCUAGCCUCUCACCAGGCUUCCAGCAGUCCAUUCACGCCCAGGACCUCCGCGAAGUUCGAUUCGCUUGAGGUCGAAGCCUUCGAUGAUAUCGAUAUUGUGGACACGGAUUUCCUUCUUGAGGAGCCGACCAUGGCGGAGCCAGAUCCUGGGAAAUCGGAUCUCCCUCCGCAAGUUGAGACUUCGAAGUCAGAAGCCGAGGGGGUCAAGACGACUAGCCCUGAGCCUGCAGACCAGAUGCCUGUCUCACCGAAACAGCCACCUUCCGCUAAACCGAUGACUUCUGAGGAACACAAUGCCAUGCUUCUCGCGGAUCCCAAGAUUCGCAAGUCAUCCACCGCCAACCCAGACUUCUUGAAGCAGUAUUACUCCGAAAGCCGCCUACAUCACCUUUCUACGUGGAAAGCCCAAGUGAAGUCGCGCUUGCAGAGUCUCACUGCCGAAAAAGCCCCAGCUGCGAAGGGAGUCAAACGGAAGAGUGGCUCACGUCGGUAUAUCAUGCACGUGGACUUUGACAGCUUUUUCUGCGCUGUCUCGCUCAAGCAUGCCCCCGAGUAUCGCGAUAAGCCAGCUGUCGUCGCCCACGGCACUGGUAGCGGCUCUGAAAUAGCUUCCUGCAACUACCCCGCUAGGAAAUUCGGCGUCAAGAACGGCAUGUGGAUGAAGCGCGCUCUCGAGCUCUGCCCGGAGCUCAAAGUGUUGCCUUACGAUUUCCCUGCCUACGAAGAAGCGAGCCGGCUGUUCUACGAUGCCAUCCUCAGCGUCGGAGGCAUUGUUCAGAGCGUGAGUAUUGACGAAGCCCUCGUUGAUGUCACCGAUGUUGUUCUCUCCGAGGCUGGUUCCAAAGGCUUUGGCAUCAGCGAAGGUAGCAUUUGGAGAGAACAAGAAAAGGCGGAUGAGAUCGCAACGAAUCUACGGGCCGAUAUCAAGAACAAGACAGAUUGUCACGUCUCGGUCGGAAUUGGCGGCAAUAUCUUGUUGGCGAAGAUUGCCCUACGAAAGGCGAAACCCGCCGGCCAAUAUCAAAUCAAACCCGAGGAGGUCCUGGACAUUCUUAGCGAUCUCAAAGUCGAAGAUCUUCCCGGCGUUGCGUACAGUAUUGGCGGGAAGCUCGAAGAACUAGGCAUUAAGCUCGUCAGGGACAUCCGGCAGACUUCCAAGGAGCGGCUAGUCUCUGUCUUGGGACCAAAGACAGGCGAGAAGCUCUGGGAUUAUGCUCGUGGAAUCGACCACACCGAAGUCGGAGAACAGCCAAUUCGAAAGUCCGUCUCGGCCGACGUGAACUGGGGGAUCCGCUUCAUCAGCCAGGAGGAAGCCGAGGAAUUCGUUUACAAUUUGUGCAAGGAGUUGGAGCGCCGCCUUCUGAAUGAGGGGGUAAAGGGGAAGCAUCUAACCAUGAAAAUCAUGCGGCGAGCCCUAGACGCGCCGUUGGACCCCCCGAAACACUUGGGCCACGGCAAAUGCGACACAUUUACCAAGAGCGUCACAUUCGGCGUCGCCACGAACGAUAGUGCGCAGAUGGGGAAGGAGGCGGUAGCGAUUUUGCGCUCCUACAAGUUCAGCCCUGGGGACCUCAGGGGAUUAGGAGUGCAGAUGACGAAACUAGAACCCCUGAAGCCGUCUGCUGCCCCCGAGGGAAGUCAGAAGAAGCUCAGUUUUGGCAAUGUCAAGACAGCCUCCUCAACAAAGAGACCUACCACAGAGCCCAUUGACGAGGACCCUGGUAUACCAAACCCACGCCGUUCGUCCGGCCAAGAAUUUGAGCAGGAUCCUAUUACGGUCGACCCAUUAACGCCGAGAAAACCCAAGGUUCAUCCCGCGCUAGCCCUGGCAAGGGCGAACGCGGCAGACGAGAAAGCUAACUCCCCACUCAACAUCACUGGGACCCAGUUCAUAAUUCCUUCCAACCCUGAUCCCGCUGUGGUCGCCGAACUUCCCUCCGACAUCCGCAGUAGGCUAGUAAACCAAGCCAAGCGUGCACCAGCCACCGCUGGCUCAUCACGGGAAGCAUCACCCGCGGUUGUCAAGUCUCGCUCCCACAGCCCAGCUGCUGCCGUUACCGAUGAGAUCCCCCCUGACGUCGACCCAGACGUCUUCAACGCUCUCCCAAAGGAGAUGAAGGCCGAGGUGCUAGCCUCGUACGGCCGCAGGAGACAGCAGCAACGGCAGGGCGGCGGCGGUGGCGGCGUCGGGCAAACCGUCCUGCCACAGUCGCCGCGCAAAGACAGGGUGAUGCACCGGCCGAGAGAGAGAUUGACUCCGACCAAGCGCGGCGGCAUCAAGAGCUUGUUCGGCCGAGCCCGAGGGCGAGAGCGCCAGCAGGACGCUGAGGCGGGGCUGAUGCAGACUAGCUUUGCCAGACAGCAACUACAACAACAGCAGCAGGGACCAGACGGUGAUGCCGACUUGGUGGGAGAUUUGGACCCGGCGUUCCUUGCCGAGCUACCCGAGGAUGUCCGCCGCGAGGUGGUCGAGGAUCACAGGCGACGGCGGCUUGCCCAGCGGUCAGGCUUGACUGCUCCGCCGUUAGCUGCUUUGCGUCGAGACCGGGCUGCCGCUGCUGCUGGUGGUGGUGGUGUGGGCGGAGAUGGACUCCCCCGUGGUCAAACCAGGCUUAGGUUCCCCGCGAAACCGCCCAAGGUUGUGUUCACGCAGUCCGGGCUGACGUCGUUGGGGGAACUUGAGGAUGUGCUGGGUGUUUGGCAUGCUGCCACCCAAGAGGAGGGUCCGCACCGAGCCGAUGUGGAGGUGUUUGAGAGGUAUGUUGCCAGGGUUGUUACGGAGGAGCGGGAUAUGGACAAGGCGAGGAAGCUUGUCAAGUGGUUGGCCUGGGUAGUGGACGAGGGGGCUGAGGGCCCGGGGAAGGAGGUUUGGAGAGAGGCGGUGGAAAGCGUGAAGACCGCGGUUCAGAGGGCUAUGAAAGAAAGGGGGUUGGGGGCUAUGGAGUUUGGAUGA